UUUGGAAAAAAAUACCAAACCUAAAAUCUCUCUCUCAUAACUAAAAGACAAGAGCACGGCUGCCCUGCCCUUCCCUCCUCACCCCCCUUCGUCUCUCCGCCUCUUCUCUGGACAGCCGUGCGCCUCCCGUCGAUCGUCCCUCUGCUCUUCACGCUGUCAACGUCGUUGCUGCGUUCAUGCUGGUUGCUGCGUUCGCUGGUCCUGGUUGCUUCUUUGCUCUCCUCCGCCGCUUCCUCUGGUCCUCGUCGCUGCGUCCGCUGGUCCAGUCCUGCCGUCCGGUGCCGCUACUCGACGCGUCGUCUGUCACUGCAGAUACAGUGAUAUAAACAUCAGAUAAUGGACUUUUCAGAGGAAUGGAAGUCCGUAUUCCCGAUUGGCAGCGUCUUUGGGGCACCUCUUCUCCUCUCAAGUCCCUCCUCAAAGGCCAUUCUGGGUCCUCUUUGCUUCAACCCAAAACCUCAGACCCUAACUCAACUCUUUGACUCUCCCUCCCUGUGUCCUCUUCUCAGUCCUCCUUCACGUCUCUCUCUAUCUAGAUUCCUCUCCACUUCAACAACACUUGAUUCCCCUAUCCCUCUCUCCGCUGCCUCUUCCAUAGCCUCCCUCUUUGGCCCCCAACUCCAUGAUAAUGCUGCUUCUCUGCUAGCCCACAACCGCCUUCAAUUCCUCAAAUGUCCACAUGACAAUACUGUCAUCGUCUUUUUUUCCACAGGGUGCAACCAUGACCAAGUUGGCUUCUUGUUACUUUCAGUGAAAGAAAGGAAUUUGCAAGUUGUUGGGGAUCCAAAAGGUGGUGUUCUUACUGCCAACAAGUGUUUGAAUCAAAGGAUAGUGAAGAUUUUGGUGAACCCAGUUGUGGAUUGUGUUUGUUUUGGAGCUAAUGAUUCUUGUACGUCUAAUAUCCUUGGCUAUUUAUUGGUUUAUACAAUGUCCUCUGUGCAUUGGUUCAGUAUUAAAAUUUGUGAAAGUAGUGAAAGUCCUAUUUUGUGUUACAUUGGUUGCAAAAUAUUUAAGAGUUGCUCUAUCGUGGAUGCUUGUUGGAGUCCACAUUUGCUAGAAGAGAGCAUGGUGUUGUUGGAGAAUGGUUCAUUGUUUUUGUUUGAUUUGAACUCUGAUAGAUCUGAUAUAUAUUUUAGAGGAACUAGGUUGAAAGUAUCAUGGGAUGAUUCUGGGAAUUCUGGGAAUCGAAAAUGGUUGGGAUGUCAAUUCAGUUGGCAUCCUAGGGUUUUGAUUGUUGCUAGUUCAGAUGCUGUUUUUCUGGUUGAUUGGAGGCAUGAUGAGUUCAAAGUGACUUGUUUGGCAAAUAUUUAUAUGUUUGGUGUGUAUGCUCCAAUUGAAAAGGAGCGGUUCCUAGUUUUCUCCAAAGCGGUUUCAGAUAAUUUCCAUUUUGUUUUGGCUUCGGAUAGCAUGUUAGUCCUCUGCGAUGUGCGCAAGCCGAUGAUGCCAGUUUUGCAAUGGGCACAUGGUCUUGAUAAGCCGUGCUAUGUUGAUGUGUUCAGAUUAUCAGAGUUGAGAUCAAACUCGAGGGAAAGCACAUUUGAAUGGGCAACUGUAUCGGGUUUUGGUAUUAUAUUGGGAUCAUUUUGGAAUUGUGAAUUUAGUCUCUUUUGCUAUGGACCACCUCUGCCUUCUCACAUAGGGUCAGUUGCCUCAGAAAUUUCAAAAAUUUCCAGAUCUUUUUAUUCAUGGGAGCUCCCUUCAGAUUUCUUGUUGUCUGGUAAUAAGUGUCCAUGUGGGAGUUGUCUUGUAAGAGAAGAGUUUUUGAAGGAUGCUCUUCCUGAAUGGAUUGAUUGGCAGCAGAAAAGAGACAUAGUUUUGGGUUUUGGCAUUUUAAGCAAUGAUCUCUCUUCAUUGCUCUUUGAGUCGGAUGAAUUUGGUGGUUUUACUUUGAUUAGGCUAAUGUCUUCAGGGAAGCUGGAGUUGCAGAGAUAUUGUGCAUCAUGGAAUUUGGUUAGAAAAUUAGAAGCAGCCCAUAGAGAUCCACUGUUGUGUUUCAGAGACAACUUGCUUUACUCCUUGGAGGAUGAGGAAUACAAGUUUCCUAGAAGAUUUAAGUAUUUGAAGCUGGAAUAUCUCCAUGCAUACAUGAAUGGUAAUAUUUCUCAGGUCUUGGAUUCAAACAUGACAAAGCCGUACAAGGGUUUUCAACAGAGAGAGUCUUUUAGUGUGGACUUCCAUGAAAUACUGUGCGAGAAAUUGAAGAUCUGUGGGUUCAGUCGAUUUAGAACAUCUCCUGCUAUUAGCGUUGUUUUUAAUGACAUCAACUUGCCAACAAGUGUACAUGAGGUUGCUUUGAGGAGCAUAUGGGCAAGCUUGCCAAUGGAACUUUUGCAACUUGCCUUUUCCAGCUACUCUGAAUUUCUUGAAGUACUCUUGGACAAGAAGAAGGUCGCUUUGGAAUUUUUAGUUGUUCCAGACCUACCUCAGUUGCCUCCAUUUUUCUUGAGGAAGCCUUCAAGUCGCAGCAGUAGGUGGUCAAAUAAAGUGCUGUGCAGCAAUAACCUCGUUGGUCCAGUUCUUCCUCUCCCUAUUUUGAUUACACUUCAUGAGUUACAAAAUGGCUGUCCAAAUUCACAAGAUGAAAUUGGUGGCUUUUCGCCAGAUGUGGAACUGAGCAAUCGAUGCAGUGAAGUAAUGCAAGUGGCCAGGGAAAUAGCAAUGCCAGAUUCUACUGCUGAGCCUCAUGAUGAAGAUGCAGUCUCCCUUGGGAAUGACAGAGAUGACAUAUGGGUUGCUUCUGAUAAACCAAAAUCAUUCUUUUUAUAUUGUCCUGUUGCAGUUCACUGCUCUACUGAAGGUAACAGAGAGAGCAACUGUGUUCACGAGGAUGGCAGAUUUGCUUUCUUGAUUUCAAAAGUGCAUGAGAAAGAGUCAAUCCACAAGAACGAGGUAGCAAAUGUUGGACAAGAACUCUUUGACGAUCUGUGCCCCAUUCACUUGAAGUUUGAUGCUGCAGCUGUGGACUUCAGUUCACAAGAAUUGAAAGCUUAUAACUUGUUGAAAAGGCAUUUCUCAAAAUGGCAAGAAGAAUUCAAACCAUUUCAGGGGUUUUAUAGCCGAUUCAAAAAGCAAGUGGCUUGAAGGUUUUCUCUUUUCUGGCACUUAUACAUUUUCUUUUCCUGAAUAUUGGAUUUAUUAUUGUCCGUCACCUUACAAUUUUAUAUCCUUAUUCUUUUCAAAUACCAAGGGGAACAUAGCAAGAAAAUCUUGCGUGCAGACUAACUAGAGUUGUAUACAACAAGAAAAUUUAGUUUCUUAUUAGUAUCAAUAGGAAUUGUCAGUAAAACUUCAAUGAUCGAUUGCCAAAAUCGAAUUUAGUCUCUUUUCUUAUUAGUUUCUUAUUAGUAUCAAUAUGAAUUUAGUUGUAUAUUGACCAGAAAUCACCUUUCUUUUCUUUUCUUUUCCUUUUUCUACCUCUCAUAUUUGGAUUACUUGUAAAUGAACACUUGAAAGAUUGAUUGCCAAGAUCGAGUUCACUAUAAUCAUGGAGUGAUUGGUGACUUUGCUGUUCAUUCCUCACAUUGUUUUGGUAACUAACAGAGUUGGAACAAGGGAAUUCAUAUGCAGCAACCUGUUAUGGAGGCAGAACUUCAACAGCAGCAAAAUCUUAGGCCUGAUAAGUCAUUAACCAGCAUAAUGAGCCACUUUGAGUCACCAGCUUCAGCCUUUUAUGCAACAGAAACAUAUAUUGGGUUUCCACGCUAUGAUUGUCAAGUUGGUGCUCCUCCUUUGUGCUUCCCAUACUCCAAGUCUUAUGAUUCACAACAGUCUUCAAGGGAAAAUUAUGCUAUUGACUCAGGAGAGCAAGCUGAGCACAACUUGGAAUUGCGAAGCAAUUUGCAGCAAACUGUGAAAUCCCAUUUCUCUGAUGAUCAUUUUUACAAGUCUUAUAAAAGUUCCUGCUGCAGUUCUUCAGAGAACAAGCUACAUCUGCUUGAAAGAAUGAAGUGUUAAAUAAUGGAACUGCCUCCAUAGGGAAUCACUAUUCAAUACCUUUCCAAGGAGAUCAGGAUCAUAGAAAGCAACGCCAGAGGUGAACUAAAGCUGAUGGACACAGAUGGAUUGACCAUCUUUCAUGUGAAGACUGAAGAGUCAUCUGCAGAAAUAUAGAAUUGCAAAGUACAUGCCAGACCUUUAGAAGGCGAUAAAGUUGUCAUUUAUCUAGCAGUGGCAUGCAAAUCACAGGCACUGCAAGUCUGCAACUGCAAUUAGAUGUCCAGAGGUGUCUGCAUGAACAGUGGGAG
This is a messenger RNA of Manihot esculenta (cassava), 4244 nucleotides long. RefSeq lists its product as uncharacterized. Gene Ontology annotation, biological process: transcription by RNA polymerase I. Lineage: Eukaryota; Viridiplantae; Streptophyta; Magnoliopsida; Malpighiales; Euphorbiaceae. Gene Ontology annotation, molecular function: RNA polymerase I core promoter sequence-specific DNA binding. Bases 337 to 3081 code for a protein of 914 amino acids. Gene Ontology annotation, cellular component: fibrillar center. The record is from RefSeq and is a predicted model, not a curated record. The transcript has 5 exons.